Molecule: messenger RNA, 1958 nt
Organism: Juglans microcarpa x Juglans regia
Lineage: Eukaryota; Viridiplantae; Streptophyta; Magnoliopsida; Fagales; Juglandaceae
Product: EH domain-containing protein 1-like
Exons: 16
Coding region: 143-1780 (545 amino acids)
Biological process (GO): endosomal transport; endocytosis
Cellular component (GO): cytoplasm; plasma membrane; intracellular membrane-bounded organelle
Molecular function (GO): calcium ion binding; GTP binding; protein binding
Source: RefSeq, a predicted model, not a curated record
UACGAGAAAAAGGUUAAAAAACCACUCAAAACCAGGAACAUCAUUCCAUUUCCCUCCCUGCCUCUCACUCUCUUCGAUUCCCCCUUUCAAAAUUUUAAACUCCCAAGCCGAGCGAGUUUCUUGCCUUGCUUGGUUCUAGAAAAUGGAGAUCGCAUCGGUGCCGUUCGGUUCUUGCACCAAAGAGCACCAGAAGAUCUACCAGGAAUGGUUCAACCUUGCCGAUUCAGAUGGAGAUGCCCGUAUUACCGGAAAUGAUGCCACUAAGUUCUUCGCGAUGUCGAAGCUAUCUCGGCCGGAACUCAAACAGGUUUGGGCAAUUGCAGAUUCAAAACGACAAGGGUUUUUAGGUUUUACAGAGUUCAUCACUGCAAUGCAGCUGGUUUCCCUGGCACAAGCAGGACAUGAAUUAACCCCAGAUCUCAUUAAAACUGCAGAACACAUCGAGAACAUUAAACCUCCAUUGAUGGAAGGUUUGGAUGGUUUAGUAGCUAAAACCAAGGCUUUGACGAUAAAUGACCACUCUGAAGUAAAUGGAAGUGUUCAACUUCAUCCACCGCCAUCAGCUCAAUGGUUUGGUUCAAAAUCAGCAAAGAAACUUCCUCCCAGUGCAGUUACAUCUAUUAUUGAUGGCUUGAAGAGAUUGUACAUUGAAAAGCUAAAGCCAUUGGAAGUUACAUAUCGUUUUAAUGAUUUUGUAUCGCCCUUUAUGACUAACAGUGAUUUUGAUGCUAAACCCAUGGUCAUGCUUUUGGGUCAGUAUUCAACAGGAAAGACAACAUUUAUAAAACAUUUGCUUAGAUGCAACUAUCCAGGAGCUCACAUUGGUCCAGAGCCUACAACUGAUAGAUUUGUUGUUGUCAUGUCUGGACCUGAUGAAAGAAGCAUCCCGGGGAACACCAUAGCUGUUCAUGCAGAGAUGCCAUUUAGUGGUUUGACAACUUUUGGCGGAGCAUUCUUAUCAAAAUUUGAGUGUUCUCAAAUGCCUCAUCCUCUUUUAGACCAAAUUACGUUUGUGGAUACCCCUGGGGUUCUAUCUGGAGAAAAGCAACGAACACAAAGGAGUUAUGAUUUCACUGGUGUCAUAUCAUGGUUUGCAGCAAAAUGUGAUCUGAUUCUUCUUCUGUUUGAUCCCCAUAAACUUGAUAUCAGUGAUGAAUUCAAGCGUGUAAUUUCAUCUCUACGUGGUCAUGAUGACAAGAUACGUGUUGUUCUAAAUAAAGCAGACCAAGUUGACACCCAACAACUGAUGAGAGUUUAUGGAGCAUUGAUGUGGUCACUCGGGAAAGUUUUGAAUACUCCAGAAGUUGUGCGUGUUUAUAUUGGCUCAUUCAAUGAGAAGCCUGUUAAUGAAGCUGCUGUGGGUCCAAUAGGCCGGGAUCUUUUUGAGAAAGAACAAGAUGAUCUCCUUGCAGAUUUAAUUGAUAUCCCAAAGAAGGCUUGUGAUCGUCGAAUAAAUGAAUUUGUGAAAAGAGCAAGAGCUGCUAAGAUUCACGCCUAUAUAAUUAGUCACCUUAAAAAGGAGAUGCCUGCCAUGAUGGGCAAAGCAAAGACCCAACAGCGACUUAUUGAGAAUCUGCAAGAUGAAUUUGGAAAGAUCCAGAGGGAGUUCCAUCUUCCCGCGGGUGACUUCCCAAAUGUCGAGCACUUCAGAGAGAUCUUGAAUGGUUACAACAUCGACAAAUUCGAGAAAUUGAAGCCUAAAAUGAUUCAAGCAGUAGAUGAUAUGCUUGGAUAUGAAAUCCCAGAGCUCUUGAAGAAUUUCAGAAAUCCUUACGAGUGAAAACAUUGCUAAUUACAUGAAACUAUAUAAGGUCCGGGUGAUGAUAGUUUCGCAACAUGCUAUGCAUAAGCUUUUGGAAAUCAGGAGUGCUAUGUUUCAUGCUUCGAUAUGUGUUUUUAAUUAAUACUUUCGAUAAACUUGAUUGGGACAUGCAGCAUUAUUUCAUCAUAAUUUAGCA